This is a messenger RNA of Adelges cooleyi (spruce gall adelgid), 1014 nucleotides long. RefSeq names its product outer dense fiber protein 3-like protein 2. The coding region runs from base 52 to 732 and encodes 226 amino acids. The transcript is spliced from 4 exons. The record is from RefSeq and is a predicted model, not a curated record. Lineage: Eukaryota; Metazoa; Arthropoda; Insecta; Hemiptera; Adelgidae.
AUCAUAUAGUGUUUCUGUCACUUGUACAAAAUAAUAUAGUAUACACAUAUAAUGGACGGAGGACCAAGCCCUAACGCUUACCAAUUGCCUACGACCAUUGGCUUUCCGCACCAUAGUUUGAUCAAAUGUAGAAAUCCAGCAGUAAUGAUUGGCCAAGAGCUGAAAGUCAAAACGACAAAUAGCCAAGGGAUGUUGUACAAUAUUCGAGAUCAUACUCGAUUCGGUAAAGCACAUCAACCAAAAUACAAUUUUAGUAAGCAAAUGACCAAGGUCCAAGAAUGCUUACCGGCUCCGAAUAGAUACUAUCCAGAAAAAGCUAUAGGUUUCGUAAAGCCCAAAUACCCACAAAUAUCGUUAAAAAGUCGCACCAACAUAGGAAAAAUAGCGCAAGAAAGUCCGGCCCCAAACAUGUAUAUUUUACCGAGCGCCAUACAAGUGAAACAAGCGAAUAUAAUUACAGAGCCUACCAAACCACGUGUACUGUCAAAACACGACCAGGGUCCGGCUCCCAAUAGAUAUCUAUUGCCGCCAACAAAUAAUUACAAGUAUAAAAAUACAAUGAAAGUGAAAAUGUGGCCCAAAACUGAACAGAAAACAAAUACAGAUGGUCAGCCCGCACCAAACUUGUACAACGUAAGUGGCGAUUUGAACCAAGAGACCAGAGGAAAAACAUUUGGGAAAAAAAUUGGUGAAAAACGAAUUAUAUACUUAACAACAGAAGAUUUGAAAUAAUCAUUUAUUUGGCCAUUAUAAUAUAUACUAUAUAAUAAUUUUAACAUUUACAACUAAAAUACAAGCAAUUUGUACACUGCUGUGUACUUACCUCUUACUUUUCUAAAUACACGCACAUUUAAUUAGCAUCAAAUGUACUUUAUCCGCAGGUAUGUAAUUUUUAUUAUGGGUAUACGUUUAUACCUAUUUCAAAUCAAAGUAUACAUAAAGAAAAGUGAGAGCUGAGUACAAACAGGAUACACCCUUAUGACAAUAACACUAAAUACAAGUUAAUUUUGAAAA